Messenger RNA from Papilio machaon (common yellow swallowtail), 1791 nucleotides. RefSeq names its product transmembrane protein 164. The record is from RefSeq and is a predicted model, not a curated record. The transcript is spliced from 6 exons. The coding region runs from base 165 to 1022 and encodes 285 amino acids. Lineage: Eukaryota; Metazoa; Arthropoda; Insecta; Lepidoptera; Papilionidae.
AUUCGAUUCUACUCUACUUCGAAACCAACUAAGUUUCAAUCAAAGCGCUUGUUCAAAGUAAAGGGAAAUAUGGAAUAUGUUAUCGCAUAUUAAAUAAUAUAAAUAUAUUUUACUGCCUGAUGAAUAAUAAAAUUCUAAUAUAACAUUAAUUAAAUACAACCAAUAUGUUUGAAUGGGCAUAUAGUGGUGCAAAUAAAGCUGUGCCUAGAAAUGUAGGUCCUGAAUGUGCUUAUUUUUUAUCAACUAAAAGACAAAUUAUUGAAACUGUUUUAGUAACAUCAUUAUGCAUCUACACAUUACUAAAGAUCUAUCCCAAGUUACAAAUAACAGAGAAAAAAUGCUAUUCAAAAUAUGACCGAGGAGGUAAACGCCUAUUGGUGAUUCUACUAUCUUUACUGUGGGGGAUGGAAAUUGGUUUCAAGUUUGCUUCCAGAACUGUCAUAUACUUAUUGAACCCUUGUCAUGUUACAACAUUAAUGCAGAUCUAUUUGCUGACAGCACCUCCUAGUAACACGGUAACAACCAUAUUUCGUAUACAUUUGAAUUUAUUAAAUGGACCACUACUAGCAUUCAUAUUUCCUGAAACAGCUUCAAGAACGAUUUUCGCCGAAGCAGCCUUAUAUUGGAUACAACAUGGAAUGAUGUUUGUUAUACCAUAUUAUUUACUGAGAAUUGGAGGUGUGUAUAAUGUAGAACCAUUUUGGGACUUCAAUUGGUGCAUCUUCAGCUAUGCCCUAAAUCUUCUAUACCAUUUUAUUGUUCUACAACUGAUUGCCAUUCCAGCUCAAGUGAACUUAAACCACAUGUUGUGUCCGGCCAUAUUGGAUCCAUUCGACGGGCCCUGGUAUCGCACUGCGGCGGUCAUACAUCAAGCUUUGCUUUGUCCUUUGCUGUGUAAGCUUUUCUGUCUCUUUGCCGAUUUUUGCCUUACAAAAUUUCCCCCAACAAAAGUGAAACCCCAAAUGUGUGACCUAUUGCAAGGUAAGGACAUAGUUGUAGGAGAUCACAAAUCAAUUGAUUAGUGUCGGGUGUAAGAUGAUUACGACUUUGAUUUCAUCGAAGCUAACCCUUGAAGGGUAGUAAAGAAAUAUUUAAAUUAUUCUUAUUGCCUAAUUUAGGAAAGUUGAUACUUUUCAUGACGUCCAUUUGAGGGGUUCUUAUAAAUUAAGGUUGAAACAACCUUAAUGUAAUUUUAGUAAAGUACAAAAUGUUUAUUAUGAAUGUAUAAUAAAUAUUUUCAAAUAGAAUUACGAUUCUCGGCCGAGUAUAAUGAGAAUUUGGAUCUGGUAUCAUCUGUGAUCAUCUUUGUGGUUUAAAUUAUUUUGUACUUGUUGAUUCUGUUUUGCGUUAUAUAAGCAAAAUAGAAUUUUUAAAUAAUUAUAAAGUCAUACUUAAAUACGCUUAUGCAUUUUAAUCUUAAUACAAAUAUAAAGGGAUACAGAUAUUUUACAUUAGUGGAAAUGGACAUAAUUUUUAAGGAAAAGGGAAAUGCUAGUCUAUCUCUUCUUGAGAUGCUUUCCGGAAUAUUGUGUGUUAGACCAAUGACUGUUCAAAUAUAAUAUUCUAUGAAAAUAAAUAUUACUAUGGUUGGUAUUGUUGGAGGGUGGGACAAAUAGUAUUACUAGCAAAUAACUGAGAUGAUUAGUAGUAUUUUUAAAAUAUACAAAAACUACGAUAAACCACAAAUCAAUUGUAGUUAUAUUAAAUAGCGGUUGCUAGGAUCUCAGAGACCUUUCUUUUAAAAUAUUAAAGCUUAGGGCUCAUUUAUUGUAUUUAUGUAGACACGAAUAA